Molecule: messenger RNA, 1845 nt
Organism: Bursaphelenchus okinawaensis
Lineage: Eukaryota; Metazoa; Nematoda; Chromadorea; Rhabditida; Aphelenchoididae
Source: the annotation of a GenBank genome assembly
AUGUCUAGGUUUGGCCAGUUGAUGAAGAGAUUUCAGUUCCGAGAAGUUGAGGAUGCAUUAGGCAGCGGCAACUUUGGGACAGUUUACCGAGCCUUUGAUACCCACAUGAAGAAGCUGGUGGCUUUGAAAAUACUCGGAAAAGGCAAGAAAAUGGAGGCCAACUACAAACGUAAGUUUAUAUUUUUUUUGGAAGUAAUUGUUUUGGGUAAUAAAUGAAGUUUUGUCGAGGAUUAGGUAUAAAGGUUGAUGUUUAGGUAUUAGUUUUGAGCUUUUUAGCGUUUUGGUGAUGGUAAAUUACUUUUUAUUUUGUAUACUAUUACAAGAGUUAUGAUAGGCAAUAUUUUAGGUAACAGACCUUCUUUUUAGACGAACACAAGAUUCUACAACAACUUGUUCAUCCUUUUAUCAUCCAUCUGUAUUGUGUGCUUGAUAUGCCAACUCACAUGGUGAUGGUAUUGGAAUUGGCUUGGGGAGGGGGUUUGAGCUGUGAAUUACGCGAAAGAUUGGCAAAGUUGAAGGCAUUCAGAAGCCAGAAGAGAGAUUCAGAAGAGCUGGAUGAGAUUUAUAUUGAUUUUGAGAGGAUUUCAAAGUAUUUUGUUCAGGUAAUUGCAAGGUUUUAGGGGUGUUCGGGUUAUAACUUGAAGUAAAGUGAUAGAUUUUGCUAUUUUGUUAGGAUUUUCAACGUUUUGUGUAAGUUAAAUCAAGGUUAAUAUGAGCUUUCGAUGUAUGUAAGAUCAAGGUUAAUAUCAGCUUUAAAAUGGUAUUUUCGUUGAUGAAAGUUAUAAAACAUGAUGUUUUAGGUAUAAUAAGAUCUAAUGUAAUAAAAACAAGGUUUGCACUCUCAUUUUCAGAUGCUCUCAGCGGUAACUUACGUUCAUUCUCAAGGAUUCAUCCAUCGUGACAUUAAGCCUCAGAACAUGAUGUUUAUCGACCGGUCGAAGCGUUUCCUCAAAUUGGGCGACUUUGGAACUUGUUGUAGGCAAUCAGAUACAAAAGCGACAAAAGUUUUGGUUGGUACACCUGCUUACAUGGCUCCAGAUGGCUUUAAUGGUACUGACUUUUCUGUUUUUGGACCUUUUUAAUGCUUACAGGCAUGGCUAACAUAGAUUUUGAGUUAUUUGCGGUUUUAGUGAAACUUGAACAUUUUUCUUUGUUUGAAUUAUAUUAUUAUGACUUUCAGGCUAUGUUACCCAAUCUUUCGACUGUUGGUCUCUUGGAAUAGUUUUGUACGAAAUGAUCGAACUAAAAGUGCCAUUUGAACAAAUUGACCAUGUUUUUUAUUGGAGGGAUCACAGUCUUGAUGUAAGUUUGUCUUUACUACUUUUAUAUUUUCAAAAUAAGCUCCAUAAUGAAGAAUUUAGGUUACGCAUUUGAUAUUGUUGUAGGCAACGGAUAUUGUAAUAGGUAUUCAUAUUUUAUGCAUUCUUAAUUAUUGAUUGUGAUUUUGUUACAAAUUACUUCAUUUUAGAUAUCAUUCAAGCAAAAUAGAAGCAAUAUCCCGACUGAUUUGAAGAAUUUGUUACCUAAAAUGAUAUGUGAAAGCGAAAACCGAAUGGAUUUGACUCGUAAGUUGAUGGUUAAUAUAAUAGUUGUAGAAAGGCAACUUUUAGGCUAGGACCAGGGUAAAAUUUGGCUGAGUAGGUUUGAGACAGUUUAGAUAAUCUAGGUGUUCUCUUAUUUAUAAGAUAGAAUGUGUAGGAUAAGAAAAGAUAGGUUAUAAUCUGUCGAUUUGUUUGUGCGGCUUAUUGUAAAAUCACGUGUUAACUAUUUUUUUCCGUUUUAGAUAUUUAUCAACUGCCAUUUCUACAACCACACAUUCAACGUCUUUACCUAACUACAGUAUGA